Penicillium coprophilum is the source of this 1479-nucleotide messenger RNA. RefSeq names its product MCT family MFS transporter. Gene Ontology annotation, biological process: transmembrane transport. NCBI's taxonomy places the organism in Eukaryota, Fungi, Ascomycota, Eurotiomycetes, Eurotiales, Aspergillaceae. Gene Ontology annotation, molecular function: transmembrane transporter activity. The record is from RefSeq and is a predicted model, not a curated record. Gene Ontology annotation, cellular component: fungal-type vacuole membrane. Bases 1 to 1479 code for a protein of 492 amino acids. The transcript has 2 exons.
AUGUCUACCAACGCCGGGUCUGCCAGCAGCAAGACCAAUUAUGCAUUUGAUAUGAAUACCCAGAGCACCACAGCCCCUAGCACCACUGCAUUUGACGAGAAGACCACCGUUCAAACGGUCAAGGGGAGGAUUGAUACCGAAGCUGCACCAGAGGAAGAACCCAGCCCAGAGGAUGUAUAUCGGACAGCAUCUACUCUGGCACCGUCCCAAAGAUCAACAAGAAGGGACCCCAUUAGCCGAGUGACCACGGAUGCCGAUGGGAACACCUAUCCCGAGGGGGGUCUUGAAGCCUGGCUGGUAGUGCUUGGUAGCUUCCUCGGUCUCUUUGGAUCGCUGGGCCUGGUCAACACCAUUGGCACAUUCCAAGCUUACAUCCAGACCCAUCAACUGAAAGAAUACAGCUCAGGAACCAAUGGAUGGAUUUUUGGAAUGUUUGCCUUUCUUACUUUCUUUUGUGGAGUGCAAAUUGGUCCGAUCUUCGACGCUCGAGGCCCACGUCUUCUGAUCUUUGCGGGUUCCGUACUUGAAAUGGCCAUGAUGAUCCUCAUUGGCUUCUGCACUGAAUACUGGCACUUUAUGCUGGUAAUCGGUGUACUGGGUGGAGUGGGAGCGUCCCUCAUUUUCACACCGGCGAUCUCGGCGAUCGGCCACUAUUUCUAUGAGAAACGUGGACUCGCAACUGGAAUUGCUGCCACUGGUGGCUCUGCCGGAGGCAUUGUUUUCCCCCUCGUUCUAGAAGCUCUCUUCCCCAAGAUUGGCUGGGCCUGGGCCACUCGGGUUGUCGCGUUGAUCUGCCUCGUUACGCUAUCAAUUGCGAAUCUCUUGAUUAGAUCCCGACUCCCGCAGAAGCCAUUCUCCAAAGAGAACGUGCUUCCUGACUUCCGCAUCUUCCGAGACCCGCGAUUCGUGCUGACCACCGCCAGCGUCUUCUUCAUCGAGUGGGGUCUUUUCGUGCCAAUCAGCUAUAUCUCCUCCUACGCCCUCGACCAUGGAUUUUCUUCCAAGUUCUCGUACCAGAUCAUUGCCAUCUUGAAUGCCGGCUCAUUCUUUGGGCGAUGGUUGCCUGGCUUCUUUGCCGAUUUCCUUGGUCGCUUCAACACUCUGAUCGCGACGGUAGCGCUCUGCGUGCUGUGCAACGCCUGCCUGUGGCUUCCUGCUGGAGAUAGUCUGGCUCUGCUGGUCGUCUAUGCUGUCAUUUUCGGAUUCUCAAGCGGCAGCAAUAUCAGCUUGACACCAGUGUGUGUUGGUCAACUCUGCAAAACUGAAAACUACGGCCGAUAUUACGCAACUGCCUAUACCAUAGUGAGCUUUGGCACUCUCACCGGAAUCCCUAUCGCAGGUGAGAUCCUGGCACGUUGCAAUGGAUCCUACUGGGGCCUGAUCACAUUUACUGUCUGUUGCUAUGCAGCCGGUCUCGCAUGCUGUACCGCCGUAAAGGUUAUUCAAGUUGGCUGGCGUCACCCUCUCGCGAUCUAUUAA